Molecule: messenger RNA, 1634 nt
Organism: Cantharellus anzutake
Lineage: Eukaryota; Fungi; Basidiomycota; Agaricomycetes; Cantharellales; Hydnaceae
Exons: 5
Coding region: 140-1393 (417 amino acids)
Source: RefSeq, a predicted model, not a curated record
UACACCAGACAUCCCACUCGUCAACGCUCGAGCAAGCGCCGCUGAAGCGACUAAAAGCCCCGCCGAGGUUGUUACGAACGGCCACGCCCCGUGAGCCGCAGCUUGUCGAUCCAGUCCGGCUGUUUCGCUUCUAUAACUUAUGACGAAUGUCCGAGUGGUCCUCCUUAUUGACGCAUCUAUGGAGACUGCAGCUGCUCUGAGUAGCCUCGCAUGUGAUGCAAUGGUGAAGCCAAUUCUGACCCGACUUGAAGCUCUCCACAACGGCAGCGAUCUUCAAAUGGCUUUUGUCACUUAUUCGUUCCCUUCGAGCCCCAGCGGUUCCAAUGGAUAUGGAUCCAUUGCUUGUGAUAAAUUUAGACCCUUUUCAGAGUCUUACAAUAUCCUUCGCAACCAGCCACUGCUGAUCGGCCUCGCCCGCAUCUCGAACGUCGAGGGAGAUUCCAUGGCGCUCAUUGACGCGUUUAUUCAAGCUUUAAAGUUCUGUGAUGCAGAGUCUCCCCCUUAUAGCUCAAGCUACCCGACCUUCCACUUUAUCAUCAUCACUUCACAUCCUCCUCAGAUCACUCGCCGUCCGCCGCCCCGGGCCCAGAAGGGGUUGGAUUGUCUCGUAUGGGAGCAAGUGCCCAUUGCUCUACAACAAAGAAGCGUGAAUCUCAGCCUUAUUCAGACAAAUUCGCACCCCAUAUUACCUCAACUAUUGAGCCAGACAAUGGAUUCAUCGCGCUUCACGAGACCAUGGUUCCCAACUGGGCCAUAUCUCGUGAAGCUUGCAGGGAUGGAUAUCUCUGAUGACCGUGAAGGACGGGGAAGUACGACGAUAACCACUGUUCAAAGCGCAUCCAGUCCUAGGGGGACAAAGAGAAGGCAUGUAGAGGAAGAUGGAUCAACGAGCAUGUAUAGUUUUUCCGAUGAUCAGAAUAAACGUCCUCGUCAAGCAAGCCCAUCCAAACUACCCCCGAACCCACCCACAAUGCCCCAAGGUACCAUUGCUAAUUCGAGGGCUAUUGGUCCCGUCCAUCUGCAGCGCCACCUCCUGGGUUUGGUGCAUUUAUUUCGACUUCCCAUCCGACCUUCUUCUCGGGGAACCCCUAUACUCGUUCUGAUAUCCUUGGUCAGCCCAUGGGACUGCUUCCUACCUCGCGUCUCCCGGAUAAUAUCGGGGCUUCGACCAGCCAGUAUCAACCCCUCGCAAUCUCUUUUUCGAAUCCUUCCUCUCCUGCAUCUGCCAUACAAGACCAGUGGUUUGACUCAUUCUGCCGGCAGAGCAGUGCGGAGUCUGCUCCAAGUGGGGGAAUCCAGGGACCAUUUCCACCGGAAGAUGCCGUUGCCCACGGAGCCCCAAUCAAUCUGCUUGACAUUAAUCAUCCCGCCAGCGCUGGCAUCCAUCCGAUGAGUGUGGUAACAAACAAUGUCCAAGCCUGGGCCGCUUUCCGGAUGCUGGAUCAUAUUUCGACUCCGAUAAAUGAUCCAGGGUCAGGGUCGUCGAUCACCCCUCAGCCAGGCACUGGUCAUCCUUCCUAUCAACUUGCUCAUAGCUUGUUACAAUCCCCUGGCAGUCACCAUCACCGCCCAAUCAUCUCACGUCAGCCCGAGAACCGAACAGCCUCAUCUGAACAGAAUAGGGUCUAUUCACC